CUCGAACUCUUCACCAUGAGACACCUACUAUCUCUUCGACCAUGGGGUCAAGAAAUCACACCUGCAGCUCGAGAGCAUAUCCUUAAUAUCAUCCGGACGAGCGCCAAACCCCUCUCAACCAAGGAAGUCUUCCGCCUAGCUGUUCGGGAGCCCGUGAGCGGUCAGUCAGGCAGGGUAGAGCCUACGAGACAAAGACUGAGAGAGGCGAUGGCGCGUGCCGGUGUACCCCAGCCUCCACACCCUGAACAUCCGAUACGAUCUGUGAAAUAUCUCAAAACGAUAGUGCUCCAGGACCUGCUCGAGUCCAAGGAGGUUCAGAAGGUGCGCGUGACGACAACGAUGAGCAAGGAGGACACGGAAGAGCGUCUGAAGACGAUGUCGAAGGCACAAAGGGCGACAGCGCUUCGGGGUGGGAUGCAGAAGACGAAGGAGUCGUUCUUGUGGGCGCCACGAGCGCCGGUGCAGGUGCAGGAGGCGAAGGCGGAGGGGCUGCCAUUUGGGCAUGAGGUGGGCGUAGGCGAGAACAUAGAGCACCUGAACAAGCGUCGGCGGGCGAUGCGGGAGAAAAAGGUGGCAAGCGACGUACGUUGGAUGCAGAAGGUGGAACAGGCUCGGCUCGGUGUCCACGACCAGCACGCUCUCUUUGCCCAGCGUCGGAGGGAACAGGCAAAGGCACCAGCUUCAUAACACGUAGAUCCCUGUCCUAUUUCUCUUUGAUUUCUUUUCCCAUAUAUUUCGUGUUCUCGUCACGCAUAUCCCUGCCUCUGCGUGUCACACUGUGACAUCCUCCUCUUGUUCCGCACCGCGAUGUCCAACUCAAAGUCCCGACGGGCUCGCGACCCUUCCUCCCUCUCAAAUUCUCCUCAUCUCACUCAUGCCCGCACACACUCAUCGGCCACCAGCAAUCACCGUUCAGUGCUACAGAAGCCGCCCGUUGUUUCAGCUCCCAGCCCCCAACCCUCCUCGGGAAUGACCGCCGUCUCCCGAUACAAUCAGAAUCUAAAAGUAUUGCGCCGCAACGAUCCAUCCAUUGUGUCCAUAAUCGACCAGUUCAGUCAUGUAUGUCUGUAUCAUCACAACGGGGCUAAAUGGGAAAAGAAAGGAUACGAGGGUAGCAUGUUCCUGUUUGAACGCAAUGCUUAUCCCCCAUAUGGCCUUUAUAUUCUCAAUCGCAUGGGCAUGGACGACUAUGUGCUUUAUAUCUAUCCCGAAGAUGACAUCGAAGCACGCGGAGAGUAUCUUAUGUAUCGCUGCUAUCCCGACUUCACCGCCAAGCGCCUUGCCAUGGCCCGACCGACAUCUUCCUUCCCCAGCAAAGAAACGGAUUCGGUACACACUUUGUCUGCCUCGAGUUCCUCCGCUACCGCAUCCUUUACCGCCACCCCCAUCCUGCCCCCUCAGCAACAAUCCAUAACUGCCCCGAACGACUUCGCAGAUGCUCGUGGUCGUGAGCCAUCCUCGACCGACAUCGUCACCAACUGGAAGCUCUUACUAGCCGACAGUAAAGAGAAAGGCCUGCCGGUCACUUUCGGUUUUUGGAUGUUCGUGACUGAUGUGCGGGAAUCAAUGCAGGACGUGAUGAUUCGAUUGAGCUCCUAUAUCCGUGACAUGGUCCCUUAUCCAGAACAAUAUCGCUACGGACCUGAUCGUCCUCCACCGCCACCAAAUUCCCACCCUGCACAAAAGCCUAUUGCCGAUGAACGAACAGAACAAACACCCCCCAAUGUUACGGCUGGGAUGUCGGAGAUAGACAAGCUCUUUGCGAAGCUGACCCCCUCCGGAGCCUCAAGUGGCGCUACGCUUUCGAAUUCCACCACUCCAGCUCCGUCUGGUGCUGCGAAAUUGACUCUAAACGACUUGUUUGCCUCCGCAUCCAUUCCCCCCACACCGUCCGCUACCAACGUUAACAAUUCUCACGACAAUGUCGACACCCGUGACCCUUCUCGCCCUUCAUCGUUCUUGGAUCAUCCGUCAUCAUCAGUUCCUCAGUCCACAAGUGGUCUGGCUCUACUGUCUUCCAUUUUCGCUUCCGCCACACCCGUUGAUAAUGUCACUUCACAAUCAAGUAACACAACUCACGUGAACGUCAAGUCGUCUACUGCUCAUAUCCCGAACACCAUCGCCAAUUAUGCGACUCAUGACUCGUCGGCGUCUCCUUUCCCCGCCCCUCCCUCUGCUCCUCCGUCCAUUCGUUUAUCCUUCGCCGACGCUCAGAUGACACUUAACACUGGCUCUGAUGGCUACAACGGCCAGCAGAAUAGUCAAGCAUACGAAAUCCACUCUCCGAAGCCAACAUCAUCUACGCUGCCGCAAAUACUCACACAAGAUGUCAUCUCCUCUCUACUCGGUAUUCCUUCGCAAUCAUCAUCUCGAGCCUCCUCGAGCAGUUCUUGGCAUUCUCAAUCCCAACCUUUGAGAUAUGAAGGAGACGUAGAGAGCGGUGAUGAGAACGAUAGCGCAUACAUCACAGACAGUUACCGCGGACACGUUGCCGUUAAUGGCGCUGUCGAUGGGUCUUCUUCCCUCUCCUCCACAAACGUGCUCGGGGAUGUGACACCCCGGCCUCCUCUUCGCGGAUUCUCGGGCGACGCCACACCUACCGAAAUCGCUACUCCCCCGUCUCACACCCUUUCGCCUCAUCCCACGUUUUCGCCACCCGCCGGUUCGUCUCGCUCGAAUGCUCCAUCCCUGCUUGCUUCCACGAGUUCAAGCUCCACCGUAACAGUCACCCAUGCACCAAACGACUCCUACCAUACACAGUCUCGCCCUUCUUCCAGGGCAGUUCAGGGGACGAAUACUACCUCGGCAGCUUCCCCAGCGUUGUCUCAUACCUCACAGUCACGUUCAACGGGCAGCCGAACGAACACGCCUCUCAACGCCCAGUCCAAUGGUCGGCUGCUCGUGCCCUUUCACCAGGAUACUCCGCUUUGGCCAUACCCUCGCGCUCCGCUGGACGACCGCGAUGGUACUGGGGACGAGUCGGACGUCGUAGAGCUCGAUUUCGCAGAUACGAGCGCGCUAAGCGACAUGGCUGCUUUCGAUCGGCGAGUGCAAGAGAAGGAAAAGAAGGGAAGUAAGAAAACACAGAAGAAGAGCAGGAAGGAGAGAGAACGGGAGAACGAAAAGGAGAGAGCAGAGAUCGAGAAGAGCUGGGACGCGCCAGAGCCUGUGAACGCUGUUAGCACUCCCACAGUUCCAGCAACCGAUGUCAGCGGACAAUAUGUCGAUGGAGCGGCGGCGGCGCAGGAUAAGGGGAAGAAGCCAGCUACCCACGACCCUGUUGGGCCGCUGAAUCAGGGGACGGCACGCGAAAGUAUUCUCGCCACCCUGCCUGGGCGGUCUCAACCUUCAUACUCACCAAACAUCAGCCGGAAUGACUUCGUCAGGGAACUGCUCACUACUAUCCAUACUGACAAGUCAUUCGUGGACAGUUUGUGGACAGGCUACUGCAGACGUCUGCAGGCGGAAGGCUGAAGGUUGAAGGUUCUGCUCCUAGUCUUGGUGAUAUAAUGUUGAAUUGGCUCGGUGCUGUUGUGAGAAUAUUAGCAGCAGCAGUAGUAGGAAUCCCUAACAGUCUGCAUGUCAACUUGACUGCCCUUUUUGAC
Stereum hirsutum FP-91666 SS1 is the source of this 3605-nucleotide messenger RNA. RefSeq lists its product as uncharacterized. NCBI's taxonomy places the organism in Eukaryota, Fungi, Basidiomycota, Agaricomycetes, Russulales, Stereaceae. The transcript is spliced from 5 exons. Bases 808 to 3474 code for a protein of 888 amino acids. Gene Ontology annotation, molecular function: mRNA binding; enzyme activator activity. The record is from RefSeq and is a predicted model, not a curated record. Gene Ontology annotation, biological process: deadenylation-independent decapping of nuclear-transcribed mRNA; deadenylation-dependent decapping of nuclear-transcribed mRNA; positive regulation of catalytic activity. Gene Ontology annotation, cellular component: P-body.